ACGACAUAUUUUACGCGUCCAUGUUAAAAAGUUUCUUAACCUUUGCGAAUGCUUAUGGGUGAAUGUUUAUGGGCAAUAUUGUCAUUUUUUGAGAUAUUUUAUAUAUUAUGCGAAUUGGUCCCUGUAUGGAACGGAAAUGAAGCUAAUGUAAAAAGAGAACUGUCUCAGAAGUUUAUAUAUUUUACGACUCUCAUGAAAAACGUUGAAUUGAAUUUAUUUUAUUUAACUGUAAUAAAAAUGGUCCAUGCUCUACCUGCACUGUUAAAAACUGGCAGGGGAAUUUAAUGUAAUAUAACAGAAGCAAAUUUCAAGCAGUUAUAGAUACAUUAAAUUUAAUGUAUAAUUUAAAAAUACAUUGAAUUGAAUGACAUUUUUAACAGUGUGCGCACUUUACAAUGCGGUUAUUUUUGACUCGAUCGAUCAAAAAUGCCGGGUUGCGCAGCUGUCGGAUGCAACAAUCGCAGCGAAAAAGGAUAUAUUAUGAAAUGUUUUCCUCGUGAUCCAAACUUAAGAAAAAUCUGGCAGGAUCGCGUCGCUAGGGCCGAUUGGGAACCAUCUAACAAUUCCUUUCUUUGUCAUGUACAUUUUGAACCAGAGGAAUGGUCUAUAACUCAAAAUGGAAGACUCAGACUAAGGAAGAAUGCUAUCCCAUCUAUUUUCACCGUAACAUCAACCAGAAAAUCCGCCAGAAAGCGUAAUAAGCUAACAAAUGUCAAAAGUGAAAACGAAUGUGAAAACGAUUAUAUGACGGAGUCUUUAGAAAAUGACACCGAAUAUUCGUCUAUCAGCCACUUGGAAGAGAAGGAUUCCGAUUUGCAAGAUGUCGACAAUCCAGCUAUAUGGUCACUUGUGUAUCAACCAACAAAUCAAUCUCCGAAAAAGAUGGAAAUUAAACAACCUUCUGAUACACAUUAUAUAGAUAUUACGGAUGAUCUUCAGCAGGAAAAUAUUAUUAUAAUUUCAGACGAUAAUAGCAUGAAGAUAGAGAGUAAUACCAAAGAGAAUGACGUGUUUGAAAAGCAGGCGAGUACAGAUAAUAAAAAGUCUAUUAGCAAUUUUGUAACGAAAAGAAAUUCACCUAGUAACCAGAAUGAGAAUAUUGCUGUAAAAACGGAAAUAAAACUAGAUGUCGAUCAAAUCUUUAACGACAGUUACGAUGAAAUAGAAGAGAAAUUAAAGCAAAUUUGCGACGAUCACCGUGAAGAGAAUAAUACGGAGAAACUAAAUCCAAUUUCUAGAAAUCGGAAAGAAACUUUUGACAAAUCGAUAACACAAUUACCAUUUCACAAAAGUAUAAAUUAUAAAUAUUCGUCAAGGCAUGAAAUUGGAGAUAUGCUUAUCGAUAAUAGAGAUAAUAUUGAGAUUAUCUUUGGUAGUGAAAGCGGAGAAGAAUUUGCACGCGUUCCUAGGUAUACAUUUUACAACAGUGAAACUAAUGAAAUUGACAAACGUACACCAAAUGUCAAUAAUAUUACUGAUGAUAAAGAAAUCAACGAAACUUUUCCUGAACAUAUAGAAGAAGCUUUUAGCGGAGAGGAUAUACACAUCGUAUCAAACAUGAGAACUGUUGUAAAGUGCAAACGGAAAAUUCGAGAAGAAGUUAUGAGAUCUAUAAAAAGGUCAGUUCAAGAUGCAUCCUUCCGAGAUACAAAUUCUGUGAGUAACAGCGAUGCCUCAGACAUCAUGGAAAAUAAAGUGAAGAAAGAACUGAAUCUAUCUGAAAUUUCGCAAUAUAGUAAUAAUGAUGCUGUGUCGGAUGCGAAAUUUAUAGUGAAAGUAACGGGUGAUCGUGAGGAUGUUUUUGACAUUAUGCAUGAUUUGUUUAAAGAUACGAAAGAUUUUACUAUUCAAGAACACAAAAAUACUUGUUUACAACAAGAAAAUAAUGUUACCUCUAUCAUAACGAUAGAUGAUUGCUCGAUGGAAACGGAUUCUAUAGAUAAAAGCAAUAUUGAUAUCUUUUCAACUUUGUCAACUUUGAAAAAUGAAUGCCUAAGUACGAGAUUACUAUCGUCGGAUGUAGAUAUGGAUGAAGACAUGAAUAGGAACAAGAAUUUGGACAUGAAUAACACUAUCAUUAAUGGCGUUACCGAACAAUCGAUGACCAAUAAUAUUAGUAAAUGUGAACACGAAAAAUUACAACGGAAAGUAAAACUGCAAGAGACCGUUAUCAGACAACUAACUAAUCAACUCAUCUUACUUAAAGAUUUGGAGAAAAAACUGCAAGAUAAAAAUGUGAUGCUCAAAGCAAAGACGAAGGAAAUAGAAAAGAAGAUGAAUGAAUUGAAUAACAGUACGGACGACACGCCACUUUCGAUUAAUUACAAACAAAUGGAUAUGAAACAAAGAUUGAUUUAUGAUUUAUCAAACAGGAUGAAUAAUCUUGAAGAGAUGAAUAAAAAGUUAAUGAAGACUAUAACUAUAGAAUGUCAACAAAAGAGGCAGUUGGAAAAUCAGGUUAAGCAGAGAGACAAGCAAAUAAAAGAGCUUAAUUGGAAAUUGGAGAAGGCUUCGAAAUAUCUCGAGCGAGCAGAGAAGAAUACAAAUACAUAUAAGAGGAAGAUGUUGAAUAUGCAAACUUUUAUACGAAGAAAGAAGCUUUUGGACGAGAAUACGAGUAGAUUUCACGAAAUAAUAAUAGAUAGUAUGAAAGAAAACUAUUCAGAGAAAGUUUUGGCAAUGGCGAUAGAAAUUCAAGAAAUCUGUGGUACGAAUGGAUACAAAAAACUGUUAAACUACGGCUUUCCACUUCCAGCGUUGUCAGUCUUGCAAGCUCCCCUAAGUGAUUGUAUCUCAGAUUCCAGGAAAAAUAAUAAAAUUCAGGGAACAAUUACUUUAAAACAAAAUACAAAUGAAGAACGUGAUAUUCAGUUUAUAGAAAACGACAUGAAAGUUAAUGAGAAAAAUCAUGUGGAAAAUAUAACAUCGCUUUGUGAAGAAGUUGCGAUGGACGAUACAGAAACUGUAACAGGCACGGUUCAAGAUAUUUUCGAAGAAAAUGACGACAUAGAUGAUUUCAGUACAAAUGAAUUGAGAGAACAUUUUAUUUUACAAUUGAACGAAGUUAUAUAAUUACGUGCAUUCUAAUAAAAUUAUAUGUAAUCUCUUUUAUCUUCGAAAUAUGUAUAAUGUAAUAAUAAUAAUAAUAAUAACAUACCAGAGAUGUAUGAUUUGAAUGUAUCAUUGUAAAAUAAUCAUCGGAUAUAAAAUGUUAUCGAUACUAUUAUUUAUUGUAUAAUAUUUCAUUAUAGCUCUGACUUAUCUCAGGAUAUGAUAUAACUUUAUGUAUAUGCAAACACGUGUACAGAUAUUUUUAAAAAUGAUAAAUUGCACUUUUGA
Solenopsis invicta (red fire ant) is the source of this 3339-nucleotide messenger RNA. RefSeq lists its product as uncharacterized. The transcript is spliced from 4 exons. Bases 427 to 3072 code for a protein of 881 amino acids. Lineage: Eukaryota; Metazoa; Arthropoda; Insecta; Hymenoptera; Formicidae. The record is from RefSeq and is a predicted model, not a curated record.